AUGCUUUUGACUUACGAAAUUCUGAAACUGUCCACUGCAGCCUUGGCAGACCCAUUAAAAAAUUACAAAUUUUUGGACGAUACUGAUUUGAAAGACAAAAUUUGCAAAACCAAUUCGCUUGACACGUCUGCUGCUGUUCUGGAACCAUCAUACUUGGUGAUUGGUACUGCUGGUCAGGUUGUGGCAUUGGCUGGGGCUGAUAUUGAGGCUGCUGUUGUGCCUGUGGCGGAAUCUGAUACUGAGGCUGUUGCUGAGGCUGUGGCUGAGGUUGAUACUGAGGCUGUUGUUGUGGUUGGUAUUGUGGUUGCUGUUGCGGUUGUUGCUGGACCACUUGAGUUGGAGCGGCUUGAGAUUGUUGACCUUGAAUGCAAGCAGCAGCGCAAAGGGGCAUGCAAAUUGGAAUACAUUGCAGUUGACCAGAAAUUUGUGCAGGUUGAUUUUGGAAUUCUGGUUGGGGUUGAUACUGCGGCUGUGGUUGCUGUUGCAGCUGAGGCUGCAUUUGAGGCAAUGCUUGUUGCUGUGGCAUUGGUUGCGGCUGUGGCUGAAAUUCAGGUUGUGGUUGGAAUUGUCCUUGCGGCAUUUGGUAGUCGGGUUGAGGCUGGAACUGAGGUUGUGGUUGGAACUCAGGCUGUGGUUGAUACUGCGUUUGUGGGAAUUGUUGUGGCCGUGACUGUAUCUGUUCCUGUUGUUCCACGCAAGAUGACGAACACAGUGGCAUGCAAAUUGAGACGCAUAUUGAUGGGAAAGUGUAAGAAGGAGCUGGCAUUGUUGUUGGUUGGUAUUGAGGUUGAGGGUGAGGCUGGGGCAGUGGUUGGGGUUGUGGUUGAGGAUGUGGUUGCGGUUGUGGUUGUGGUUGUGGCUGUGGUUGCAGCUGUGGUUGAGGUUGUGGUUGAGGUUGUGGUUGAGGUUGGGACGCGACUGCAUGCUGUUCAAUGCAUGAUACGCUGCAAAGAGGCAUACACACGGGGAUACACAUCAGAGCUACUUGCUGUCUUUGCGGCUGUGUCGGUUGUUGCUGAGGACCUUGCGUUACACUGGGGUAUUGGGGUACCAUAG
Molecule: messenger RNA, 1056 nt
Organism: Enterobius vermicularis (human pinworm)
Lineage: Eukaryota; Metazoa; Nematoda; Chromadorea; Rhabditida; Oxyuridae
Source: the annotation of a GenBank genome assembly